Messenger RNA from Musa acuminata AAA Group (dessert banana), 2948 nucleotides. Its product is annotated as subtilisin-like protease SBT5.6. NCBI's taxonomy places the organism in Eukaryota, Viridiplantae, Streptophyta, Magnoliopsida, Zingiberales, Musaceae. The transcript has 10 exons. The record is from RefSeq and is a predicted model, not a curated record. Gene Ontology annotation, molecular function: serine-type endopeptidase activity. Bases 352 to 2670 code for a protein of 772 amino acids. Gene Ontology annotation, biological process: proteolysis.
AGAGACAGUGGAGCCUUGUCCGUUGUUGAUACCAUAACGCUAAUCCCCGAGUUGCUGGCACACGUACUCCAUGAUCGGUACUGUCUCAAGUAAAUAUGAAGGAUGAUGAGCACAGCGUCAAGUAAUAGUAAUACAGAUGGUUGUACCAAAAGGUUUGAUCUCAAAGCCAAUGAUCGACCGCUGCUGACGGCCUUCUCCAUUUACUCCUUCCAAAACUGUCGAAGAUACCGAUUCGUUUCAGCGUGAGUUGUUGAUGCUUUCCACACUCUGUCCCCAUCUUCUCCCUCCUAUAUAUAGAGCACCAGUCUAGUCCAAGGGAGACCAAGAACGUGAGAAAGAAGAAGAAGAACGAUGAGAGGGCCUUCUCCCUAUCUUGUUCUUCCUGUCUUUUUCCUCAUCUUUUGCUUCACCGCUUCCUGCAGCGAGCAACGCCGGGUGUAUAUUGUGUACUUAGGACAGCACAAGGGACUUAGAACCGGCCAGGAAAUCCUAGAAGACCACCAUUCCCUGUUGCGUUCUGUUAAGAACAGCGAAGAAGAGGCGCUGAAUUCCUUGGUGUACAGCUACAAGCACAGCAUCAAUGGCUUUGCUGCAUUGCUUACUGAAGAGGAAGCAGCGAAGCUAUCCGCGAUGGAGGAGGUGGUUUCUGCCUUUCCAGGUGAAGCGAGGUGGUCUCCACACACCACGAGGUCUUGGGAGUUCAUCAUGCAGGAAGAGGGACUCCGAGGUUGGGAGAUGGAGUGGAUGACCUCAAAAGCGAAGCUUGGGAAGGAGGUCAUCGUGGGCGUGGUGGAUUCAGGUGUGUGGCCGGAGUCCCAAAGCUUCAGUGACGCAGGGAUGGGUCCCAUCCCAGAACGGUGGAAAGGCAUCUGCGAAGAAGGUGAUGCCUUCGACUCACUCAAUUGCAAUAAAAAAAUAAUUGGAGCUCGCUACUACCUUAAGGGCUACGAGGCGUACUACGGCUCCCUCAAUCGAACAUACGCCUACCGCUCCCCACGCGAUCACGACGGCCACGGUACCCACACCGCCUCCACCGUCGCCGGACGGGUGGUUCCCGGCGUCUCCGCCCUGGGCGGCUUCGCCAGGGGGACGGCCGCCGGCGGCGUCCCGCUCGCCCGUCUCGCCAUCUAUAAGGUCUGCUGGCCGAUUCCCGGCCCCAACCCCAACAUCGAGAACACCUGCUUCGACGCCGACAUGCUCGCCGCCUUCGACGACGCCAUCGGCGAUGGCGUCCACGUGCUCAGCGUGUCGAUCGGUGCGACCGGAGUGCCUCCCAAGUACUCGAACGACGGCAUCGCGAUCGGCGCGCUCCACGCCGCGAAGCAUGAUAUCGUCGUGGCAUGUAGCGCCGGGAACGAUGGCCCGGCACCGGCCACCGUGUCGAACCUCGCGCCAUGGAUGAUCACCGUCGGCGCCAGCAGCAUCGACCGCGCUUUCGAUUCUCUGGUCCUACUCGGUAAUGGAGUGACCAUCAAGGGCCAAACCGUGACACCAUCUGUGUUGAAGAGUUCGGAGUUCAACCCUCUAGUUUAUGCAGGCGACGCUGUGGUUCCUGGCACUGCGGGCAAUGUCUCUGGGCAGUGCCUGCCCAAUUCUCUGGACGCCAAGAAGGUGAGAGGGAAGAUAGUGGUUUGCCUGAGAGGGAGCGGGCUCAGAGUGGCCAAAGGAUUGGAGGUAAAGCGGGCGGGUGGCGCGGCUAUCAUACUGGGGAAUGCGGUGGCCAAUGGCAACGAGAUCCCCGUGGACGCCCACGUCCUCCCGGGGACCGCUGUGUCGUCCGAUGACGCAACAGCCAUCCUAAAGUACAUCGAAGCAGCCCGCAGGCCGAGCGCAAAGAUAGGCUCGGCUCGGACCGUUUUGGGCGUCACGCCGGCGCCCGUCAUGGCCGCCUUCUCGUCCCGCGGGCCCAACCGCGUCGAACCCAACAUUCUCAAGCCCGACAUCACGGCUCCAGGGUUGAACAUCCUGGCUGCAUGGAGUGAAUCGUCGUCGCCCACCAAGCUCGAGGACGAUCACCGUAGCGUCAAGUACAAUCUUUACUCGGGGACGUCGAUGUCGUGCCCCCAUGUGUCGGCCGUGGCGGCCCUGCUCAAGUCCCUGCACCCCUAUUGGAGUUCGGCGGCCAUUAGAUCGGCCAUGAUGACCACCGCUGCUGUGGUGAACACCCGAGGAGGGCCGCUAACGGAUGCGGCAGGCCAAGCUGCCGGGCCGCUGGAGUUCGGGUCGGGUCACGUACGACCCAACCAUGCGUCGGACCCGGGGCUCGUCUACGACGCCUCCUACGAAGACUACCUGCUCUUUGCAUGCUCCAGCAUCGGAGCACAGAUGGACCCUUCCUUCCCCUGCCCCGAGACCUCACCGUCUCCUUCCGACCUCAACUAUCCAUCGAUCGCCGUCUCCGAUCUCAACGGCUCCGUUACCGUCCGUAGAACCGUGACCAAUGUGGGCCGCGGCCCAGCCCGGUACCGAGUCACCAUCACCGAGCCGACCGGUGUCUCGGUGCGCAUUUCACCGGGAGUGUUGAGCUUCAAGAGAGUAGGCCAGAAGAAGAGCUUCACGGUGACGCUCAAAGCGAGGGACACACCAAGCAAGGUGUACGUGGCGGGUUCCUAUACGUGGUCCGAUGGGGCACACGUCGUCCGAAGCCCGAUCGUGGUUUCCGUCGCUUGAUCUCUUUGCCCUGUUUUGCUUCCUCCUGUGCUCUCCUAAUGCACACCGCAGGUCAAAGAGCAACGUCGAAUAAAGCAACAACAAGUGUGUUGUUUGUGCGGUUCAUAAAGAGUUCAUUCUCGUCGGUAAUUUGAAGGAUCAAAUAUAGUUUUAUAGACCCAAAACAAUGUUCCAUGAAACUUAUUAAAUUCGUAAUAAUAUACAUCAAAUCGUAUAAUAAUUAAGAAACAUUAACAUGAUGAAUUAAUCAAAGUAUUUUUUUUGAAUUAAUCGAUGAA